GUCUCUCUCUAUUGUUUCUCUCUCAACCGCCUCCAAACUUCUACAAGAACCCAUUCCCUCUCACACCGCCUCAAACUAAACUCACUCUCUCUUCACACUUUCUCACAUUCAUCACAACAAGGACACAAACAACGUUAUUCUCUCUGUCUCCUAUCAGUGUCUUCAAGCUGGCGUUAGAGAAUCAAGACACCACCACCACUGUCCGGGAAAUUAAGCCCAAGAACCGGAGAAUCAUGGGUGCGGGAGGUCCUGAUGAUGAGGACAGUCAUAGAUGGCCGCCAUGGUUGAAGCCUCUGCUUAAAGAGAGCUUCUUUGUUCAAUGCAAGAUGCACGCGGAUUCACACAAGAGCGAGUGUAAUAUGUACUGCUUGGAUUGUAUGAACGGUGCACUCUGCUCUCUCUGCCUCGCUUACCACAAAGAUCACCGUGCUAUCCAGAUAAGGAGGUCCUCAUACCAUGAUGUGAUUCGGGUCAAUGAGAUUCAGAAGGUUUUGGACAUCUCAGGGGUGCAAACCUACAUUAUCAACAGUGCAAGGGUUGUGUUCUUGAAUGAGAGGCCUCAGCCAAGGCCAGGGAAAGGGGUCACCAACACUUGCGAAGUCUGCGAGCGCAGCCUCCUCGAUUCAUUUCGAUUCUGUUCUCUUGGUUGCAAGAUUGUUGGUACAUCAAAGAAUUUCCAGAAGAAGAAGAAAUCACCAGCAAUGGCGGCAAUGGCUUCAGACUCAGAGGAUUCAUACGGCAGCAGUAGCAGCUAUGGAGGACUGAAGAACAUCAAGGUGCAGAGCUUCACUCCUUCAACGCCGCCACCAACUUCACCACCAACUUCAGUUAAUUACCGAACGGCCAAGAGAAGAAAGGGAAUACCACACCGUGCCCCAAUGGGAGGGCUAGCUCUGCAAUACUAGGAACUUAGAAAUUAACGUUAUUGCGCUAUAAUGCCCUUGUAUAAUUACCCAGAACAGUAGUUUCCCUUGCAGUUUCAGAACUCGAGCUUUUUGCAGAAAAGGGCCGGUGCUGGAAGUGUUUGUGACUUUGUUCCUUUCUCUGUUGGUAGCGGUUAGUAGCGUUUGUGUAAAUAGAAGAAAUCCAAUAGAAGUGGAAAAGGUUGGGGAAAAGUAGAAAAUAAGAUGUGAGAUAGAUUGGGGAAAAGAAUGAUGUAGCAAAAUAAGCAAAGUUCCUUUCCACCAAAGUUAAAGGUGAUGAGACAACAAUAUAGGUUUGGGUUCUAGAGUAAUUUACCAUGUUUAGAGUUGGGAUGUAAAAGGUGGGGUUAUAAAAGGGUGUGGGAAUAGAAGACCGUGACAAAUGUAAUGUAUACAAAUAGGUAGACUGUCUAUACAUGGAAUGUGAAAUAUAAUAGAUUUGGUAAAA
This is a messenger RNA of Lotus japonicus, 1371 nucleotides long. RefSeq names its product protein RGF1 INDUCIBLE TRANSCRIPTION FACTOR 1-like. Bases 234 to 905 code for a protein of 223 amino acids. The transcript has 4 exons. Lineage: Eukaryota; Viridiplantae; Streptophyta; Magnoliopsida; Fabales; Fabaceae. The record is from RefSeq and is a predicted model, not a curated record.